AUGGCUGAUAUAUCGCCGAGUGUUUCGGCAGCAGUAACUGCCACAGUUACGGCUGAACCACCCUCAUCAGCACAUAGUCCUGUUCGGGAACCCCUUUCCCCCACGGCUGGAGCUGCAGAGUAUGAAACAUCUGAUGAAGAAACCCUGCGCAGGUGGUUCCCUGCCACUUCUCCAGAUUAUAAAACCCGGUGUGGGGACGUCAAACAACUCGUAAAGGAGGAUCUAGAGGACCCACACAGACGAAAACAUCUGGAGUCAUUUAGACAGAGCAUGCUGGAGUGGGAGGCUUAUGACCCUAACGUGAGAAAUGAAAUGGAGGAGGAGACGGCAAAUGCCUUUCUCGCGGACUUGUUGAAGAUUAGGCCUAGAACGAACAAGGAGUUCAACUCCGCAACGAAAAUUCUUAGGAAGAAGUACAAGGUUGCCCCUGCGAAGUCGCAGCUUGUGGCUGCGUACAAGCGAUUGCUCGCUGCAGAGUCGAACUCUCACAUGACCCAGGACACCAACCCUGUGGGGCCACAUGGUACGGAGUCGCUGGACAGUCAAAACUGCCCCUACGGGCUGCGCAAUCCAAUGUUGGAAAGCUUAAUGCGGCGGAAAGCAGUGCGAACAAAUAGUGGGGUUCUUGUCGUCACGGUUUUGACUGCUCCCGGUCGUUUCUCCUGUCCGCAUGAUUGCCACUACUGCCCGAACGAACCGGGACAGCCGCGUUCUUAUCUGUCGACUGAGCCGGCUGUGCUGCGAGCCAACCAAAACGGGUGGAGCCCUCUCAAACAGUUUCAUGACAGGGCUAGCACGCUUAAGCGGAAUGGCCAUGCUGUUGACAAGAUAGAAGUCCUCGUGCUGGGAGGCACAUGGAGCGGGUAUCCCUCGGACUAUCAAGAAGAAUUCAUCCGAGACAUUUACUACGCUGCAAACGUCUUCGGACUGCCUGAGCCUAUCCGCGAACCCCUCUCUUUAGAAGAGGAACAGAAUCUCAAUGAAAUUGCAAGCUGUCGCAUUGUGGGCUUAACGUUGGAGACACGACCUGACUUCAUUACGCGUUACGAAUUGCGCCGGCUGCGUCGCUUCGGAUGCACACGAGUGCAGAUUGGCGUGCAGCACGUUGAUGACAGUGUGCUGCAGUACAUUAACCGGGGAUGCACUCGCCACGACGCAAUAAAAGCCAUACGCAUGCUUAAGGAUUCAGGCUUUAAGGUUGACGUGCACCUCAUGCCGGAUCUACCGUCCAGCAGUCCAGAUGCAGACCGUCAAAUGUUCUACUACGUCCUCUCCUCCCCCGAUCUCCAAGCCGACCAGUGGAAGAUUUACCCAUGUGAAGUGACACCUUUUUCAACAAUAGAGCAAUGGUAUAAGGAAGGCAAGUUUAUUCCCUACGCAGACACUGAUGGGGACGCCCUGUUGACCCUAAUUUGCUCUGUCAAAGCAGCGGUUCAUCCGUGGGUGCGGCUGAAUCGGGUAGUGCGCGAUAUCCCAAACCAAUCCAUCAUUGGAGGUAACAGCGUCACAAACCUCCGACAGGAACUGUCGAGAGAGCUGGAGCGCCGGCAACUGCGCUGCAAGUGCAUCCGCUGUCGGGAAGUGAAGGAUAUGCAGUUCGAUUUGGGGGUAGCGGAGUUGUGCGUUCGUCGCUACGAAACAAACGGGGGAGUGGAGUUCUUUUUGUCGUUUGAAACGCCAGACAGGAAAACAAUAUUUGGGUUUCUUCGGCUAAGACUGCGUGCUCGGAGGUCUCCGCGGGACUGCCCAUUUAGCGUGUUGAAUGGGGCGGCGCUGUUGCGGGAGCUGCACGUUGCAAGCUACUGUCAGGCAGCAAUUGCUCUUGGGCAACUUUUCGUUUGCGGUACGCAUGCAGGACGUCUAGUGCCGCACGGCGAAGCAAAAACCAGCGGUGACUUGCGACCCCAACACGCUGGAUUUGGGAGGCGGUUAAUACAGGCAGCAGAAAUCGUUGCCAUGGCCAACGGGUACUUCCGUAUGGCGGUCAUCGCGGGGAUCGGCACGAGGGAGUAUUACCGAUCAAGCGGAUAUGAGCUUGAGGAUUCGUACAUGGUGAAGGAUUUGACUGUUUCUGGUCUUCAUGCUGGGCGUCCUGAUUUGCUGGCUGAUCAGCCGAAGCAUCUGCUAAUUGAGUACCAAGAUUUGCAAAAGGCAGCUUCACAACUAUUGCUCCCGUUGCCACCAAAGGCGCCUCUCAGCAAACGCAGGAACGCGCAAGGGAACAGAAGAGGAGGCAAAGGGAAGGGGAGAAUCGGGGCACAAGAUACAGAGGCGGACGGAACUAUCGUAGCAUCAAUUGAGGAAACGAGGGAAAAGGCGAGAUUUUUCCUCAGUGAAUAUACAGUAAACGUGGAGUCUAUUGACGUCCCUAAACUUUUGCAGAGGCUACAGAAUAGUGAAAAUACACAACAAAACCCAGUAGGGCCGGCCUCAGCAUUUACUGACAGAGAUACUUUUGCUGAGCACUGCAGCAUACGGCAGUAA
Eimeria maxima is the source of this 2484-nucleotide messenger RNA. Its product is annotated as elongator complex protein 3, putative. Lineage: Eukaryota; Apicomplexa; Conoidasida; Eucoccidiorida; Eimeriidae. Bases 1 to 2484 code for a protein of 827 amino acids. Gene Ontology annotation, molecular function: catalytic activity; iron-sulfur cluster binding. The record is from RefSeq and is a predicted model, not a curated record. Gene Ontology annotation, cellular component: nucleus; elongator holoenzyme complex; cytoplasm. Gene Ontology annotation, biological process: tRNA wobble base 5-methoxycarbonylmethyl-2-thiouridinylation. The transcript has 11 exons.